UGGGUAGUGUCCGGAAUGUAUGUGGGGAACUCCUGGACCAAGAGGGACAGGACGGUGUCAAGACAUUGUGGAAUCCUUCCAAAAGCUAGUUCGAGAUCUGAGCAAAAUAAAGUUCACGUGAGAUUGCGUGAUGAGGUAGGCGCUGGACGUAAACGUGGCGGCGGCUGGGAAGUUGGCGGCACAGUCAUCAUGAACAGGAAUGUGGCGGCAGUGGGAGAUACUUGGCCUGACAAACUUGACAUGUCUCUCGAUGAUAUAAUUAAAUUGAAUAAACAACAGCGGAAUGUAAAGAAACCUCUGCCACUGAAGGGAAAACGGGCAUUAAAUGGAUCUCUCCAAUUCAAAAUGCAACAGAAGAGAUCAAGCAGUUGGAGUGGAAUGCCACAACGAUUUGGAACAGCUGUAAAUAAACCGGUACCUGUGGGAAAGAGGAGAAGUUCUGGUCCAUGGCGGAGACGGUUUCAUGGUAUAAUAACUGGCCUGGCAGCAAAGAAGGCUUUAAUGCUACGGAAGUGGAUCAACCCACUAAAUAGGGUGGCACCAAGUCGGAAGCAGGCUGGACAGAGAUCAAGAGCUCCACUCCAGAGUACCACAUCAGUUCUGAGACAGAAUGAAGAACAAUGGAGAUGCAUGCCAACGCUGAAGCAUUCAGUCCAGCUGAAGAGCAGGAACCCAGUGCAAACCAAUUCUUACAGGACUCCAGUAAAGAUACAGCAAAACAAAGAGGUGCGACAAGCUACAUUUCUUUUCAGAAGAGGCUUAAAGGUGCAUAUGAAAACUGAACAAGGGAUGAAAGAAGCAGCUACUAAUAAAAGGACACGAGCGUGGCUAACCAAUUCUAGUGCUGCUACAUUUGACCAAGGUCGCAUUCCCGUUAGCAGUGGAGGAAUUUUGACUGUGUCCAUUCAGAACCCAUCUGCCAAAAAUACAGACUCUCAACAGUUCCGAAUCAGGCGUCCUCCUUUGGUGCCAUUUGCAGUAAAAAAGGAAAUCGAUGAGAAGAAAGAUCCACCGAAAGGAGUGCCUUUAGAAUUUGAUAUCAACAGUGUUGGAAGACCGACUGGCAUUACCUUGAAUGAACGAUUUGCUAUUCUCAAAGAGCGGAGAACAGCAGAUACACCAAAUAAAGGAGGACGUUUUGUGACUGUGGGUUAGAAUGAGCUAAAUGACAUUUCAUCUGACAGAAUUGUUGGGAAGCUGCACCAGGAACAAUGGAAUGAAUGAUUUGCUGUUACAAACUGACUACACGUAUAAGCAGAUCUGUUUGACUGUACUUUAAGGAUCAUUGUACAGUAACUAUAUGGAAGAACUACUGACAUUCCAAUUAUGUUUUAAAGUUUUGUUUUUGCCUGAGGAAUGGUAGUUGGAGAUGAUAUUGAACAAUCUGUUUAAAUUGUCUCAUUGAAAAGACUGAAGUUUGUUAAUUUCAAGGAACAAUUCAUUAGAUGAAGAGAAUAUCUAAGUCCAGCACAAACAAACUUAAAAUCCAGUAUUUUUGAAGACUUGUUGACGUUUCAAUCUAGAAACAUUUUUUUAUUCAAGUUUACUUGUUUCAAAGUUUUGUAAGGAGGAUUAUGUCCAUUGGCAUAAUGAUGCCUCAUCAAAAAGAAUCCAAAGGCAGUCCCUUUCCUUAAUUAGUGAUUGCAAAUAUUUUCCAUGCUUGUCAGUCCAACUCGCCAUAAAGCACCAUAAGAAUUCUCAAAGAUGACGACAAAACCUCGACUUAAAAUACAGCUUUGUAAUAAUACAGGACUCUGUUGAUUCCUUAACAUUGGAAUUAAUGUGAAAUUAUGCUCUAUAUGGUCUGGGAAAUUGAGAUGCCACGUUUGAAAAUUAAAGAUGGGAAAGCAUUUGAUUUCCUUGAAGGUGGCUAUGCAGCAACUAAUCAAGCACUAUUUUUGGGUAUUUUGUAUUAAAUCUCAUUAACAAAGAUCGGAACAUCUAAAUGAAGUUCUUAUACUGUUUAGAUGCUUGAACUUUCAUUUUUAAUAAUGAAUACAGUGUUUAAAAGAUUUAAUUUGUUUCCCUUGUCAAAUGGGAGGUGUAAUGACUUGGGACAUUUGAUCACAGCUCAUCUAUUUUGAAAAUAGACAAGCUGUUUUCAUUUGUCUGAAUCAUUUAGUAAUUUAAAGUCCUGUCAGAUGCUGUAUUACAUGAGGGACAUAAGCAUUGUUUUGCAUAUACAACUUGUACUGUUUUGCAUUAAAAAAAAAGUUGAAAAUC
Molecule: messenger RNA, 2223 nt
Organism: Chiloscyllium plagiosum (whitespotted bambooshark)
Lineage: Eukaryota; Metazoa; Chordata; Chondrichthyes; Orectolobiformes; Hemiscylliidae
Product: UAP56-interacting factor-like
Biological process (GO): mRNA export from nucleus
Cellular component (GO): nuclear speck
Molecular function (GO): mRNA binding
Source: RefSeq, a predicted model, not a curated record